This is a messenger RNA of Puma concolor (puma), 1443 nucleotides long. NCBI's taxonomy places the organism in Eukaryota, Metazoa, Chordata, Mammalia, Carnivora, Felidae. The record is from RefSeq and is a predicted model, not a curated record.
AUGAAUGGACAGUUGGACCUAAGUGGGAAGCUGAUCAUCAAAGCUCAACUUGGGGAGGAUAUUCGACGAAUUCCCAUUCAUAAUGAAGAUAUUACUUAUGAUGAAUUAGUGCUAAUGAUGCAGCGAGUUUUCAGAGGAAAACUUCUGAGUAAUGACGAAGUUACAAUAAAGUAUAAAGAUGAAGAUGGAGACCUUAUAACAAUUUUUGAUAGUUCUGACCUUUCUUUUGCAAUUCAGUGUAGUAGAAUACUGAAACUGACGUUAUUUGUUAAUGGCCAACCAAGACCCCUAGAAUCAAGUCAAGUGAAGUAUCUCCGUCGAGAGCUGAUAGAACUGCGAAAUAAAGUGAAUCGUUUGUUGGAUAGCUUGGAACCACCUGGAGAACCAGGACCUUCCACCAAUAUUCCUGAAAAUGAUACUGUGGAUGGUAGGGAUGAAAAGCCUGCUGCUUCUGAUUCUUCUGGAAAACAGUCUACUCAGGUUAUGGCAGCGAGUAUGUCAGCUUUUGAUCCUUUAAAAAACCAAGAUGAAAUCAAUAAAAAUGUCAUGUCAGCGUUUGGCUUAACAGAUGAUCAGGUUUCAGGGCCACCCAGUGCUCCUGCAGAAGACCGUUCAGGAACACCUGACAGCAUUGCUUCCUCCUCCUCUGCAGCUCACCCACCAGGAGUUCAGCCACAGCAGCCACCUUAUACAGGAGCUCAGACACAAGCAGGUCAGAGUGAAGGUCAGCUGUACCAGCAGUACCCGCAACAGGCUGGCUAUGGUGCUCAGCAGCCACAGGCGCCGCCUCAGCCGCCACAGCAGUACGGUAUUCAGUAUUCAGCAGGUUAUAGUCAGCAGACUGGACCCCAGCAGCCUCAGCAGUUCCAGGGAUAUGGCCAGCAACCAACUUCCCAGGCACCGGCUCCUGCCUUUGCGGGUCAGCCUCAACAACUGCCUGCUCAACCACCGCAGCAGUACCAGGCGAGCAGUUACCCUUCACAAACUUACACUACCCAAACUUCUCAGCCUACGAGUUACACUGUGGCCCCUGCCUCACAGCCUGGAAUGGCUCCAAGCCAACCCGGGGCCUAUCAGCCGAGACCAGGUUUUACUCCACCUCCUGGAAGUACUAUGGCUCCACCUCCUAGUGGGCCUAACCCUUAUGCACGUACCCGCCCUCCCUUUGGUCAGGGCUAUACCCAACCUGGACCUGGUUAUCGAUAAAGAGGCUCAGCUACACUGAUUAAUGUAGCUGCUAGCUUAUUUGCCUCCCAAAAGACUCCAGUACUACUAUUUUAAUUUGUAUUGAAGUCCAGAAAUUUAAAAAGCAGAGCAUUUUUUGAUAUCAUUGUUGCUGUUAAUUGAAAGUAUAAUUUGCUAGAACACAAAAAGACCAAAAUGAAAGUUUUUUUCUUCCCUUGCUUAAAAGUGUAGCAGCUGCCUAGUUAUUUUGGAACACUA